GACAGCUUGUUGCAGUCUGAGCCGACUCGUCAAAAGACUUUAUCUAAAGGCAAGAAGUUGCCAUGUGCAGCAGCUAUUCUCAAUCUCUUUACUCCUAGAAAGCUCCUGCCACAUACGCUCGACAGAAGUGGUGCGCCAGUGCCUCCCCGAUGAACUGCCAAAACGCAGGGUAAUAAACAUGAAGUCCUACCACAUUACGACCCCCAGCAAAAUUGUGACGGCCGCCGCGACGAGAAAAGAUCCGGGUUCAGCGUCGAAAAUAACUGGCGUCCUCAAGCCGUCUACCUCCACACCAUUGUCCUCAGCCCGCCGGGAGACCACGAGGAGUCCGUCGCCGGGCACGAAAAGAAGUGCAGCUGCUGCUGCGUUUCAGUCGGAGCAGCAAGCAAGGUCGGAGAUUAAUACUUCCCGUUCGAAGCCUGGCGAGGACCGUACGAACUGUAACCCCGAGGAGGACGAGGACGAUGAAACCGGUCCUCCCGUCCGUGAGGAGCAUGAUCGCACGCGCGUUCAUAUCGCAGGACCGAGCGCGACCUCAAGUUCGUCUUCCUCGUAUUGCCGCUCACCUGGACGCGGAGCGAAAACUGGAUCCACCUCUUCGGCGAAAUUGCUUACGGGCGAUCGCAGGGGCAGCAUGAUGGUCCCGACUUCCCGGAGUAGAACGUCUACUCCAAGGAACUACAACGCCGCUGGCGCCAGCGCAGCGACCGCUGCACCCUCGCCAAGGCCCUUGCGAGUGAAGAACGAUUGCAGUGCUGACCAACAACUGCCGCAGAUAAACCCGUCGCCCCGCCCGGAGCACGAUUCUGGAGCUCGUACAAAUGGCGCAAGAAAACUUGAACGAAAUCAAGUGGCAUUUUCGGAAGGAGCGCGUCGAGCUGAUCGUGAUUACAGUCGGACGAAACACGGCCCGCCUUCCAGUCGCAGCGCCUCGGGCUCGCCUGUGAAGAAGCUGCAAGCAACGAGGAUACGAAUGCCUAUGCCGUCGUCUACUUCCGGUAACACUGCAACUACAGGGCCAGAUACACCGAAUGGGUCGUCCGUGAUUAACGUCAACCGCCAGGUCACUCACUGGAAAUCCCUCUACGAGACGGCUAUCGAGGACUUCGGGAGCGGUAUGCACAGAGAAUUCUACUAGCUCAUGACAUCCACUGCAGUUGUCGUGCUGAGGGCAGCGUAUAGUACUUAGUUCUUGUUGAGUCUCCGACUUGCGAUUCAUCACCAGUGUUGCACGACCGUGAAGAUUGUGCGGCAUUGAGUGUCUGUGCUACUGCUCACAGCGGCAGCGGAUCGUGAUCUAUUUUUUCUUUUCUACAAGAGAGCGCAGCAAAUGGGAGGAGGAAUUCGCGAACUACCGACUCAAGGAGGAAAAGUGGAACUUGGAAAAGAACGCUCUGCUCGAGUAAGUAAAAAUUAAUGGCACUACGACUUUGUAUAAACACCUUUUGGGUACGAGUACAACUCAUCGCGGGCUCGACAAUAGUGACCGCUCUGCUCGUUGUAGUGCCACUGCGACUGCCACCAAUAGUACCAGUGCAUGACAACAUGAUCUAGAAGCACAUGCCGAUUGGUGGAUGAUUCUUCUCUUUGUUGCGAGUGCGACGUGCAUUGAAGAUCACAAUGACAAUCACUAUCACAUCACUCUAUCGCAUUAUUGUGACAACCCCUCCACUGCCACGUGCUCUACUCAGGUACAUCGAGGAAACGCGCAAACGCGACGCAGUGACUGGGACCGCCCGCGGAUUGAACAGCACUAGUACAGGCUCGUCCUCGUCCGUGAACGAGUUAAACUAUGUGAAGGAGCUGCAGGGGCAGCUGUCCCACGCGUUGCAGCAGCAGAAUUUUUUGGAGGAAGCGUACAGCGAACGCGAGUACAAGUACUCCGAGCUGAUGCAGCAGAAGACGCAGGAGCUGCACGGCUAUUGCGCGAAGACCGAGCAGAUGGAGAAGCUCACCGAGAAGCUGAAGAAGGAGAAUCAGCAGCUGCUGAACAGGGAAAAGCAGGCGAAGCAACAGAGUGUGGUCUUCGAGAAAAAGAUCAACGAGGACAAGCAACUGCUCAACGACUGCAAGAACCAGCUGCAGCGGCAGCAAACGGCCCUCGCGGAGCUCCAGCUCAAGUUUGCGGAGACCAGCGAGAACCUGAAGCUCUGCCUGCAAGAAAACGAGCUGCUCAAGAGUUCCGCUUCGACCGCGGCUACUUCCGCCUCGGCGGGGGAGAGGGAACGAAGGGAAUCUAAUGAGCGCGCGGAUCUACUGCAAGCGGAGUUGAGCCGCAAAACCGACGAGAUGGGACGGCUGAAACAGGAGUUUGCGCAGCAGCACGCGAGCUCGCAAGCCAUGAUCGGGCAAAUGCGCCAGAAAUUGCAGCAAGUGUUGCGCAGUGGAGCCUUGAUACAACAACACCAGCAGCAGCAGGAUGUCGGCGUGGGAAAGAAACUUAGCGACGAUGGAACAAAGUUGCUUGUACUAAAUAACUCCAGCGGGGGCGCGGCAACCUCCUCCGGGUCGAGCGGAGCAGACCUCUACGGAACUAUAAACACGACGACCCCAAGCCGUCCGGUGAUGGCGAGCCACAGCGGUGAGCAGCUGUUGGAGGAGAUGCGGCACAGAGAGGAGACGAUCGUGCAAAUGGUCCGCGAGGUGUACGCGUCCUUCGGCCACGAGCUCAGCUGGCCAAGUACGUCGCAACUGCGCGCCCGGCAGACCGUCUCGUCCGAACAAGCUGAAGUAGAAGUUGACGUGGUUGAGCUGGUGCGGUCGGCCCUGAAAGUGCUGUCCGACUACGCGAGGCGGGAUGUGGAAGGGCAAAUGCAGCACGAGCACCACUUGGCACCGCACCUACAAGAGCGAAAUCCGGACCCGCAUCGAAGACGAGCAGCACCAAAGCACACUUAUUCUGGAGGAGAUGAACUUGUUGACCAGCAUGUCGCUGAGGAGACUCCAGCGCUACGCGACGGAUCAUUCUGUGCCAGGUCCACCAACGCAGGUCGUGUCGCGGGCCACGGAAUGACGACAGGCGGGACUUCUAGUGGAGGAUCCAAAAAUCCCAACGGCAUGCGAAUCGUGUUUGUCGACGAAGGAGAUGCUGGAGGAGCGUUUGGGCAAGAGAGGGCGAACUACCUUGAAGAUCAUGACCAAUUCCGCGAGAUCCACCCCCCGCAGGAGUACGACUGCGAAGCGGAUAUUGCUCGAAAUGGGCACGACGUACAGAUGCUAUCGAGCACCAGAGCGUCCGGGUACGAGGACGUCCAGCAGAUGGACAACCACGAUGAUUACCUCCACGCCGGCGGACGAGUGCCUCCAGCACAAGCGCCUAGACACGAGGCGCACCAUCAAAAAAUGCUGCAUCGGUCUAUUGCGGACGAGAGAGGGCAGCAGCUAGACGAGCAACUUGGCGUUUUGAAUAAAACCGACACUUCGUUUACCUCCACCUUCUCCGUGGCUGAGCACUUGCGGCAGAUAAAGGACGCCUUUGUAAAAGUGCCUCCGGGCGGCGGGCGUGUGAGCCGGGACACGCAAUACAGCGCUACGGCUGCGAUGAAAGUAGAAGAUCAACGACAAGAACCCAAUUCAACAAGUUCAUCUAUGAGUCGUGGUCCAGCUGAAUGGCACGAGGAAAGAAGAAUAAAUACCAGAAAUGACCUGUCUGGAGAUCAUGAUAGAAGUAGAGGACAAGUACAUAAUUCUCCUGGUGGUCCUGCCACUUUUUCCGCGUACGAAAAUUCUUCAAAUCGCCAGCAGCCCCCCAAGCCUCCGCCGUUGCCCUUUCCAGAACGGAAAAUCCAAUAUGGCGCAGACCCUCCUCGUGUGGCCGACGACGCGUUCAUUUCGUCUGCACGAGGUCCUCCUCCGUCUGGCCGCGCCCCAGCACCUGCGAUGAAAAUCGCAGCGCUCCAGCUUCCAGGGGGGAACAGCUUCGGCACGCGAUUGCAACGGGAAAAUGCGCCGUAUAGUGCGACAAGGCCCUCCUCCGAUGGUGGAAGGACCACGGGAAACAACGCAAACGCUGCUGGUCCCCGCUCGUCGCCAGCAGCGGCACCGAGCUCUUCCAGUACGAGACGGAGAAACGAACGCCAACCAUUGAACGAGACAGCCCCAGCGGAAAUGAUGCUCAAUCUGACCGCAACCAGUGGCUGGGCCAGCAACCGCUCGUACGCAGGUGGAGGUGGCACCUCUUCGAUUUCCUCUGCUGCAAAGCAAAGGGAGGCCGCUAGAGACAUGAAUCACACCUGGCACCACCACGACCAUCUCGGGAGUUGGACGUCGCAGGUGGAGCAACAAGAGGAACUACAAGCACAGCAGGAGCACGGCGAUUUUUUUCACAACCCGACAACGCCCGCGACAACAAGCAACUUCUGCGUCUCGCCCAGACCAGUUUCGUUGCCCGACUUCAACAACUCAAAGACCUCGCCCGCGGUCUUGCCAAGAACGUUGCCGGGCCCGCCGACAAGUAAAGAAGUUGAUUAUCGUUUUGCCGGAAAAGAUCAUAAGAUGUUUAUCUCCAGUCUACUCUGCGCCGUAGCAUAGCCUUCAAUUUGAUCAUUGUUGCAUGUCCUCUGAUUGACCCGCCCCUCACGAUUGAAAUACUGUUGAAAUAAGACUUUUCGGCUUCGCAUCUAAUCAGGACAACAUCGCCCUCCGCGUAGCGCUCCUGCGCACGAGGCGGCCCGCCGCGGUGGAAGUCCAGCACCGCGAGAUGAUCAGCAGCAACAUCGUCGAAGCCCGAGCACGACCAAUGCGGGCACCCCGAGCACCGUCUUACAGCCGCCCGCUCUGGGAGGUGCUGGUCGGGGAGGCGCUUAUCCUGGUGAGGAACCGCUGGACCGAAAUGGGAAUACUAGGACUUCACCUCAUCUAGUCGCAACGCAGAAUUAUGAUGAUCCUGUGAACGAGGUAGAAGGCGUGGCCCCGACGCACCAUAAUGGCGCGACGACGAGUAGAUAUCCUGAGUAAAAACGUACCCACACCAGAGUCAGGAUAAGGAUUUUGCAACACAAAUCUAGGAGUUUUGUGAGUCACGCAUGACAAGUUGCGCUAUGCAGUGUAGUGCAGGUUAGCAAGUGCAGCCGCAUCACAGAUUCAUCUGCUCAUCCUGUUCACAGCAUCACAAAUUCCAAAACAGGCUUGGAAAUGGCUCUCAUGGGGAUGCGCAUUACAAGUCUUCCUGUCUUUGCAAAUCUGCAUUGCAACUCUGGUGUGGGUACGUUUUUACUCAGGAUAGUAGAACGGAGGAGCUGACUGAUAAGAUCAGCAUGGUGCGGAAGCAGUUUGCCUCCAUACGCCGUGCUCUAGACUAUGAAUUGCAAAAAUGUCUGGGUCUGGAAGAUUGCAACUUGUCAUGGUAAAUCUGAAGCAUGCAACAAUCUGUGUUGCAUGAGUGCCAAAGGCUGUCAACUUUUGACCAAGUUGGAACGGAGUCUCUCAUGCAGAAUAGGCAUGGCAGAGACCUCACAGAGUCUGUCAUGCUAAGUCUCGCAUUCCAGACCUCAUCGGUCAUGGAAAAUCUGCAUGACAAGUCUACACUCUUCCAGACCCAGACAUUUUUGCAUUUCAUAUAGACCUGAACAGUACGACGCGCGGAUAGCUCGUAUUUGAGAUAAGCACCCGCUGCAAUGUUGACACGUGCUUAUAAUUUUAGCAUUUUGGUGAUGUGUGUCGCCAGAACUCUUGAUAGUGCGUUUCGUGUGUGCGUGUGGUCGAAUGAAACGAAGUGCAUCUACUUCGAGGACUGCAAGGUCAAACAUAUUAUCGCGUGUGGAGAUGAAGAUGAUGCGGAUGGUUUUGAUUACGCCUUCGUUUUCCUUUUGUGUGCAAAAGGGGGGGCCAGACGAAACUGAACGAAAAAACAACCAAGGCGAAAGCGGGAGAUGGAUGUCUGAAAGGCAUGACCACGUUACUAUCGUCAGUUCUCCUUUGUUACACAGAAAUUUGGGACGAGCAAGUAGGCUUCCUCUACUUCUUCCGUGAACGGUUUCUCACUCUCACGAGCGG
Amoebophrya sp. A120 is the source of this 5994-nucleotide messenger RNA. The record is from the annotation of a GenBank genome assembly. Lineage: Eukaryota; Dinophyceae; Syndiniales; Amoebophryaceae.